ACCGCCAACAACAAGGUCGAUGCCGAAAAAUUGGCUCCAUUCAUCAAGAAGUACUUGAAGGGUGCCGUCGAAAAGGGAACAUUGGUUCAAACUAAAGGCAAAGGCGCCUCAGGUUCAUUCAAAUUGUCGGCCGCUGCUCUUAAACCAAAGGUCGAGAAGAAGAAGCCAGUGAAGAAGGCUGUCAAACCGAAGAAACCAAAGGCAGCAAAGAAACCAGCCGCCAAAAAAGACGGAGCCAAGAAGAAGCCAGCAGCGAAGAAAGCCGCCGCAGGCACCGCUAAAGUUGUAAAGAAAGCCGGUACACCAAAAGUGAAAUCGGUCAAACCAAAGGUGAAGGCUCCAUCAAAAGCAAAAGCAGCCAAACCAUCGAAACCGGCUGCAGCAAAGAAGCCAAAGGCAGCAAAGCCAAAAGCAGCCAAGAAACCAGCUGCAGCAAAGAAGCCAAAGGUGGCAAAAGCACCGAAAGCAUAAAUGAAUCGCUUUUGUUAAUUACAAAAUUCAAUGCUACAAGAAACAGUCCUUUUCAGGACUACCAAAUACCUAUUUUUAUAAAGGAUUGAUGAAAAAUCAUGAAAAAUUGCGCACAAUUCACGUUAAGCGAGCCCAAAGAUAUGCAAUUUUAAAUAUAAUCUACAGCGACCCAUUUGCUUUGUUUAAUA
Messenger RNA from Contarinia nasturtii (swede midge), 659 nucleotides. Its product is annotated as histone H1-II-like. Gene Ontology annotation, cellular component: nucleosome. NCBI's taxonomy places the organism in Eukaryota, Metazoa, Arthropoda, Insecta, Diptera, Cecidomyiidae. The transcript has a single exon. Gene Ontology annotation, molecular function: DNA binding. The record is from RefSeq and is a predicted model, not a curated record. Gene Ontology annotation, biological process: nucleosome assembly. The annotation marks the transcript as partial.